GUCAAAUUUUGUUGUGAAAGUCGGUCAUUCGCUUUACCGUUAUUAGUAGUAUUUCAUUAUUUUGUGUAUUUUAUAUAUUAAAAUGUUGUAUUCAUUUAUUUUUUAAUAUUUAAUUACUAAAAUUAUCAUGUGUGCGAUUAAUGAAAAAGGUGGCACUUCGAAAACUAGCAACAAAUUAUGGUGGGUCACAUUUGGAGUGCUAUGUGGAGCCACUUUCUUAACGAGAUUCUACAAAGUUUUGGAACCUGACCAUGUAUGUUGGGACGAAACUCAUUUUGGCAAAAUGGCGAGUUGGUAUAUCAACAGAACAUUCUUCUUUGAUGUGCAUCCACCUCUGGGGAAGAUGCUGAUCGCGCUAUCAGGCAAGCUGACAGGCUACGAUGGAACAUUUCCGUUUGAGAAACCAGGGGACAAGUACGACGGCGCUAGAUACGAAGGAAUGAGAAUUUUUUGCACAACACUGGGCGCUCUAACCAUCCCGUUGACGUUUCUCACAAUAUGGGAGAUGACGAAAUCGCUAGAUUCGACUUUCAUAGGCACAAUGCUUUUACUAUGUGAUGUUGGGUUCUUAACCCUCAAUAGAUAUAUACUUCUGGAUCCCAUACUACUGUUCUUCAUGAGCUGCUCCAUUUAUGGAGCUUUUAAGGUACGGAGUAUAACAGACGAGGGCGUAGCGCCCUUCUCUCCGAUCAUGUUGUCAUGGCAACUGUUCUUGGGAGCUUCCCUGGCUUGCACCAUGUCCGUCAAGUUCGUCGGGCUGUUCGUCGUACUGUUCGUCGGACUCCGCACCGUGGCUGACUUGUGGAACGUGCUCGGAGACUUGAGCAAGCCUGUGAGUUUAACUAUGAAGCACUUGAUCGGACGAAGCAUAACUCUCAUCAUCUGGCCAACAAUGCUCUAUGUGUUUUUCUUCUGGAUACAUCUCACAGUGCUUAGUAAAAGCGGCAACGGAGACGGCUUCUACUCGUCGGGUUUCCAAGCUCGUCUUGAAGGCAACAGCCUCCACAACGCGAGUGCGCCCCGCGUGGUCGCGUACGGAGCGCUCAUAUCACUCAAGAACCACCGCACUGGGGGCGGGUACCUGCACUCGCACCACCAUCUCUACCCCCAGGGGGUGGGAGCACGCCAGCAGCAGAUAACAACGUACACGCACAAAGACGACAACAACAGAUGGCUGAUCAAGCCGUUCGACCGGGAGAGCGUGGCCGGGACCGUGGUGGUGCGCAGCGGCGACCUCGUGCGCCUCACGCACGCGCCCACUGGUCGCAACCUGCACACGCACAGGGAGAGGGCGCCGCUCACUCACAAGUUCAUGCAAGUCACUGGCUAUGGGGAGGACGGCAUUGGUGAUGCGAAUGACGUGUGGAAGAUAAUGAUAUCUGGUGCCAAGGACGGGGAAGAAGUUCAGACUGUUAGAAGCAAACUGAUGUUGGUGCACUACUUACAGGCCUGCGCGUUGACGACGACUGGUAAGCAGCUGCCCAAGUGGGGCUAUGAGCAGCAGGAAGUGGCCUGCAACCCCAACCUGCGAGACAAGAACGCCCUCUGGAACGUCGAGGAUAACAUCUACGAUGACUUACCAAAGAUGAGCUUUGAGGCUUACGCGUCGGGGUUCAUCGAGCGGUUCCUGGAGUCGCACGCGGUCAUGUUCCAGGGCAACGCGGGGCUCAAGCCCAAGGAGGGGGAGGUCACCUCGCAGCCCUGGCAGUGGCCCAUCAACUAUAGGGGCCAAUUCUUCUCAGGCAGUGCGCACAGGAUAUACCUGCUGGGUAACCCGGUGGUCUGGUGGGGCAACCUGGCGUUCCUUGUGGUCUUCUUCGUGAUAUACGUCGUCAACGCUGUCCGGGAGAAGCGGGCGGAGGCAUUCGGGAAUCCCAUUGAAGGAGGUGAAGACCGUGCCCUCCUGAACGCGGCCGGAUGGAGCUUCACCGGCUGGGCGCUGCACUACGUCCCGUUCUGGGCGAUGGGCCGCGUCCUCUACUUCCACCACUACUUUCCUGCGCUGCAGUUCAGCUCUAUGCUCACUGGUAUCCUAACAGAAUACCUACUGCGCAGUAUAAGAAGAUAUUUGUCCCCGGAACUGGGGCGCACGGUAUACCAAUGUGUGAUGGGUGUCGUAAUCUCCACUACUGUAUAUAGCUUCUAUCUGUUCUCUCCACUAGCGUACGGCAUGAGCGGGCCUUUAGCCCACGAGCCUAACUCCACUAUGACUGGCUUGAAGUGGCUCGAGUCUUGGGAGUUUUAAGCCAUUUUAAUCACUUUUUACUGAGCCACUGUGGUUCUGGGGCACUGCGGAUUUCUUCUCAAACGAGGGGCGCCGGUUCGAUCCCGGUACCGGACUUGCACCAAUGAGUUAUUAUAUUUUCUUUAAGUGCAGUUUUCACUAACACAAUUGGUUCGACCAUUAUAGACGGCGAUACGGCUCACCACCUAUCAUGUUGGUCUAACAGAAAGCUUGGUGAGGUGUGGUUACUUAUUUCAUCUUGCGAUUAAUGUACAUCUGACUACCCCAAUUGGGAUAUAGUCGUGAGCUUGUGUGUGUGUGUGUGUGUGAAUCACAAGAAUGUUAUGUUAUGAAUAUAAAUGAAUAAAGCAAAAUGAAAGACUUAAUACUUGCGAAGAUCUUGUUACGAGAACUAGUGUCAUACGUAAAAUUUAUCUGAAUUUUAAAUUAAAAAGAAGUAUUGUAAUAAAUCGAUUCCACAUAUUAUUUAUAAUAUUUAUUAAUUCUCAAUUAAAUUAGUGUAAGUCUCAAAAUCUGUUAAUAAUACUCAUAUUUUUAUUUUAGUUAUAAGUUUAAAAAAUCCGUCCAAUAAUAAAUAUAUUUUAAUAUAUUUUUUGUCAAUUAAUUAUACAAUUUUAUUCUUAUA
Pectinophora gossypiella (pink bollworm) is the source of this 2870-nucleotide messenger RNA. It is a transcript of the gene twisted, whose product is annotated as protein O-mannosyl-transferase 2. Gene Ontology annotation, cellular component: endoplasmic reticulum; membrane. Lineage: Eukaryota; Metazoa; Arthropoda; Insecta; Lepidoptera; Gelechiidae. Gene Ontology annotation, molecular function: dolichyl-phosphate-mannose-protein mannosyltransferase activity. The record is from RefSeq and is a predicted model, not a curated record. The coding region runs from base 128 to 2245 and encodes 705 amino acids. The transcript is spliced from 16 exons. Gene Ontology annotation, biological process: protein O-linked glycosylation via mannose.